AUAGAUCUUCAACACAGCUACGUUGAUCUCCUCUCUAUCUUUUCGUUUAACGUGCAGGAGCGCCAGUGUUUAAAGUUUAAAGUUAAUUUCAAUUAAAAGUUCUUUCAAAUUAAAAAUUUUAUAAUUUUUAAUUUUUUUGUACUAAUAAAUACUAAAGUAGUAAAAUCUUGUGGUCUUAAUUGAUUAAUUUCGCACGUAUCCUACGAUAUUCGCUGAAAUCUAUCACUUGUUGUAGUUCGAGUGCUUUAAGCUAAUUUAAAUUUAAAUUUGUUUCAAUUAAAAAGCUUUUAAAUCAUAAAAAAUACAAUAAAUAUAUUUUGUGGUAACUCGCUCAUUUUCCAAGUAUUGGGAAGUACUCGUUUACCGAACCGCUCCAGAAAGUUCCGUUAGUCGGCCAUUUUUAUUUUUUGCGCUCGCUUUGGCUUUCUUGAAAUUUCAUUCAUAUUUAAGGCGUUCGAAUACGUUUAUCUUCAUAAUGAGUCCACUUAAAAUUGAAAACCCUUGUGUGCUUUGUGGAUGUGAGUCCUCGUUGAUGUGCCAGCGUUGCCUCGAGCCCUACUGCAAUGCAAUAUGCCAGCGGAAGGACUGGCAGAAGCACAAGUACUACUGCACCCCGAUGCCCUCUUUGGUGAAACUAAACGGGGAAGUUAAAAAGCCCAUCGCCGAGGAACAGUCGCUGUCGAAGCCGAAUUCCAUUAAGAAGCGCGAGUCUGAUGUCCCGAAUCCGACAGUCGAUUCCAAGGACAUCAAAAGUCUUAGUGAGAAUGCCGAAAAGCCUUUGUCGAAGGCCUGGCGCGAUCCCUUCUUGCCACCGGGCGACGAUUUCUUUGAAGCCAGGGUAACCUUUAUGGAGAAAGAAGGUCCGUUCUGGGUCGUCGCGGCUACCCAUGUGGAGAGCCUGGAGCGCCUCAUGGACAAUAUGAUGAAGGCGAUGAACUCGCAAAAGCUGAAGCGGGCCGAGCUUGUGGAGGUGGACACCCUGGUGGCCAUCGAGAUGGACAACAAGAUCCAUCGCGGAAACGUGCUCACCGUCGACGAGAUGGGAAAGAGGGCCGAAAUACGGAUGAUCGACAACGGAGCUGUGGUCACCAUCCAGUUUAAGGAUAUAUACUCGGCCCUCUUUAGGAUGUCGGAUGUGAAGGCUUUUGCUUUUCGGGUGAAACAGCCAACCACUACUGGCGUUCAGACCAAUAAGAAUUUGACACUCCGGUUCGUGAGCCACAAAACGUCCGAGGGACUCUACAACGUCCAGAUGAAGCCGAAGUUGACCAUACCACUGAACCUACCCAUCGAGCUGCUCAAAGUGAAUCCCGAGCUGAACAUCGUCCGUGUCUUUAAGAAUGACUUUGCUCGCUCGGAGCCGGAGUCGAUCUUGGUGCAGCUGAAAGUUUUGGACAACAUCAACCAGGACCUGAAUGAAAUUCUGACCAAAAGGGCACAGCCCUGCAACGGACCGUUUCCGGAUGAAAAGUGCACAUUCUUUGUGGCGGCUCGCACCAAGGAUGGCUUUCGGCGCGUAUUUCUGCUCGACCACCUCGAGUUUCCGACUCCCACUUUCCUGGUCUACGAAAUGGACGAGGGCAAGAUCUCGUUAUGUAAUGAAGUCUGUCGCAUUCCCAGCCAACUGUUGGGCCUUCCCAUGCGAGUAUUCAGCAUCAUGCCGAAUGAACCCAUCUACAAAGGCUUGAAGGAGGAUGGUUGCGGUGAUGAGCAAUUGAGUGUCAAAUUCAAGCAGGAUAUCCCGGCUAGCAAGGACAAGAUAAGAACUCUGAACGCUUCCUUGUUGGCAAAUGGAAAACCAAUCGGCCUGGUGCGUCUCAAUUCCUUCCUUGGCCAAGUGUCUGACUUGGGACACAAGUUCUGGCGAAAUGCCAUCAAGAACGAGGACUUGGUCUACAUAACGCACGUGGUUAACUACAGCGAGGUGUAUAUUAGCUCCAAGGACACCCUGCGGUAUGCCAACAUUUUCAACCGCUUGGAGUCUAAAUGCAAGCCCUUUAAGGAGACCACCGACAUUCCAGAGGGCUGCAUAGUGCUGGUCACUUGCCCCAUACUGGGAAUCUUCCGUGGAGAAAUUUUAAACGUCAAGAAUGGUAUGUUCACUGUGGAAAACGUGGACACAGGUUCCUCUCACACCGUGCACUUGAAGGCGUUGCGUAUGGCGUGUCGCUUCCUGGAGAACUUGCCGGUGAGCCUGAUGCGGGUCAAGUUGAAGACAGUUCGCGAUAUUCCGGAAGCUGCCGUACCAGUAAACAGCGGCGCCAUUCGCCUGCUGAACGAGCACUCCGCUCAGCAGGACAUCUUCAGCCUGGACAUGCCCAUCUCCAACUUGGCAGUUGAUCUUCUGUCCAGAUCCAGUGAUCAGACGUCUUUGGUGGGCCGUAUUCUGCCCAUUAUGUUUACGUCGGCUAAUCCUCCGGACGCACCUCCGACCCCAGCUAAGCCUACUGCGCAACCAAGUUCGGUUGCUCCUCAGCCAGUUUUAUUGGAGCCUGCUCGUGCUUUGCCACCCUUGCCACCCUCUCCACCCGGCUCUCCGGAUCGCCUUUAUUCGGUGGAUGCUAGACAGCUGCUGGAGCUGUCCACGGCAAGUGUCCUGGAAACAAAGCCCUUUGAACGGUACUACUACGCCGAUCUGGUGAAGCACCUGGUGCCAGUAGGGGAGGACAUCGAGGUUAUUUGUCUCGGUGCCUGUAAUAUGUCGAAAACUGGAUAUAUUACGGCCUGUUUCUUCCAAAACGAAAAGGUGGCUGAGAACUUCCAGGGAUUGCUAUCUCUGGUGGCCCACCACGGUACUUGCGCCCAUAAUUCGGUCACCACCUACUUGCCAGGAGUUGGAGAACUGUGCCUGGCGAUCUACAGCUUGGAUAACUGCUGGUACCGUGGCGUCUGCCUGGAGAAUGAUCACAAGACGACCAAGAUUUUGUACUGUGACUUUGGUAAUGUGGAGCAUGUGCCGUCGGAGAAUCUCAAGCCCAUUCCCAACGACGCACUGCAUCCUGUUUAUGCCACAAAGUGCUACAUUGAUGGCUUCGAUAAGACCAAGGACUUCACUGCCCUGGAGGAGUAUCUCUCACACCCCAUCAAGUUAAAAUGCCGUGUUCGCAAUGGCCCCGAGACCGAUUCGCGUAUAAUAACCAUCCCCAAUAUGGACAAAAUCCUGGCACAAGUUGAGGUCUAAUUUAGAAAUAUUCAAACCCUUUGACAAGAUUGAUUCUUUUUCGCUACUUUUCGAUACUUUGUAGCUUUAAGUGUACACAGAAUAUGUACUUCUUUGUAACUUUGAAAGCCUUGUUUUUUUUUCUUUAAAUCAUCUUUGUUUUUUAAUUAAUCCGUAUCUUACAAGACUUUUUGUAACAUUCCACAACAAUUAUCUUUUUUUUUUAUUUGACGCAUUAGAGAGAAGUAAUUGGCUUUGCAUUAAAUUCUGGAAAAACA
Messenger RNA from Drosophila ananassae, 3438 nucleotides. Its product is annotated as tudor domain-containing protein 1. The transcript has 5 exons. The record is from RefSeq and is a predicted model, not a curated record. NCBI's taxonomy places the organism in Eukaryota, Metazoa, Arthropoda, Insecta, Diptera, Drosophilidae. Bases 476 to 3181 code for a protein of 901 amino acids.